AUGUUUUAUAUGAUUCAACAACAAUUAAAAUUAUUUCUGCUAAUUAUAUUUUAUUGUUUCAAUAUCAUAAGUGGAGGUCCUGAUCAAAAUCGUUUGUUAAACUAUCUAUUGGCUGAUAAUCGAUACAGACCCAUUGCACGACCAGUUCAAAAUGAUUCUGACACGUUACCUGUUACUAUAAAUUUAGCUUUACAACAAAUCAUUGAUUAUGAUGGAAAGAACGAAGCUAUUAUUAUUAGUGGCUGGAUCACUAUCAUGUGGUACGAUUAUAGUUUAAGAUGGAAACCAGAAGAAUUUGGUAAUAUUCAAACACUACGAAUACCAAGAGUCAAUUUGACGGCAGAAAAUAGCCGAGGUCAAUUAGAUGCAUAUGUCCAAAAUGCUGAAUGGCAAUUAGAAGGUAGCUGCAUCAAUAUUAUUGUUUUUCGUUUCAUAGCACCUUGUUUUCUUAUUAGUUGUAUGACACCACUUGGAUUUUUAUUAUCACCGGAUAGUGGCGAAAAAUUAACCUUGCGUGAGUUAGAAUUUGAUCAUAAAAAGUUUAUUCUUAUACAUUUGAAGUCUUCAGAGAUUACAACCCUUUUAAGUGUUAUUAUGUUCAGUUUAGUUCUAUCGGAAAUUCUGCCAUCAAGUUCAACUGCUAUACCAAUUAUUACCAUUUAUUUCAUCUGUGUCAUGUUCAUGACAGCAGUCUCAGUUGUUGCAUCAGUAUUUAUAUUAUCUCUUCAUAAUCGAAACUCUAGUAAUCAUACAAUGCCAUUAUGGAUUCGUAAAUAUAUUUGUGACUAUUUGGCAUGGCUAUUACUUAUGAAGCGUCCUGAUCAUGAUUUGAGUUGGCAUGCGAUUAGUCGUCGAUGGACUUCGUCAAAAGAAGAAUCGGAUAAUAUACAUGAAUCGAUCGGUAUUCAUCAAUCUAAGAUUCCUUCUGAAUCAUUGUUUAAUAAUAAAUUCGACUUGUUAUCAAGUAAUGUUAUAAAUGUCCAUAAGGAACCUUUAGUAUUUUUGGAAAAACAACACUCAGAUUCGAUAUUAGAAUCCGCUGUACCUCCGGCAACAAAAACUCAUGAUUAUGGUUAUCAUCAAAAUACAUCUAAUGAAUUGUACAUAUGUGAUAUGGAUACGACAUGCUCUGAGCUACGUGUUAUUAUUUCUCAACUUGCUAUUCUUAUUAAUUAUUCUCGAAAAAAAGAGAAAGAUGAAAAUGAAUCUCAAGAUUGGCAGUUUGCGGCAAUGGUCAUCGAUCGUCUUUGUCUAUUGCUUUUUUCUAUAAUUAUGUUUCUUUUUACUGCAUUUACUCUUCUCCACGUUUAA
Rotaria sp. Silwood1 is the source of this 1311-nucleotide messenger RNA. The record is from the annotation of a GenBank genome assembly. Lineage: Eukaryota; Metazoa; Rotifera; Eurotatoria; Philodinida; Philodinidae.